CCAACCGUCGUCGUCGUCAGUCUGGAGAAGGUCCUCGCGGCAAGCACACACGGGCACGUCGUCGAAAGUUUUCGCGCCACGCGAGUGACUCAUUCAAGUGUGUUUGCGCUAUUUGCUCAACCAUUGAUCUAGAUAUCGGGAUUAGCAGCGUGAUGUCAUUUCGACUUCCGGUGGCUUGAAAAGGGAGAACUAUGGGUUCAUCUGGAUUCGAAACCGAACAUUAUACGCUGCAAAGUCUAUCCUCGUCCAACGACCAUGAGCCAAUGUACGGGCAGUGGGUCAAGUCCGAGUCGACGUGCAGUUUAUCCGAGGCCGAGACUUCGAUCUCCGACCCGAAGAAAGUGAAACGCCGAGUUCGCCACAAUGUACGCAGCACCCGCAUCAACUCGGCCUACACGCCCCACAAUCGCCUCUCGAGGUACAAAAUCGCUCUCAACAGUAUUAUCCCGUUUCGACUAAGCAACACCGGCUCAACGGACCUCCCCGUCGAUAACGUGGGCUGCUUGUCCAACAGCUCGUUCUCCUGGAUCCGCCGGUUCAUCAUCUCACCAAGUGCGUACCAGGCCCUGCCGACGGCGAGGACGCCCGAGGACAGUGUCCUGCUGCUGCCAAAGCGCCCAUACGCCGACAGCUGCGAGGUCAACUGCCGCCGACUGCUGGGAAUUUACAAGUACGAGGAAACGCUGAAUGGCCGCAAGAAGGUUUCCAUGUUCAAGGUCAUCUGGAGGUUCACGAGGACGCGUGCCCUAAUUGCUGCACUCUUCCACUGCAUGGCCAUUGGGUUGGGAUUUUUGGGUGUGGUCCUUUUUGGAACGCUGACCGUUGAGUCCAUGCAAGCGGUAGUGACGGCCAACUGCCAGAAUUGUACCGCGAUCGCAAACUGUUCAAAUGUUCCUCCGGCGAUUCUUGGCAUUAGGUUCGGGAUGAAUUCGGACGUUUGCACAAGCGAGUUGGCUGAGGAUGAGUUUUAUGGAUUGUCGGACCGGUUGCUGCUUUCGGGUGGACUGUUCCUGAGCUUCUUCGCGGCCAUGAUCUUUAACAGCAUUCGCAACUGGUUGAACCUGCGGACAGCUGUACGUCUGCGAACGGCCGUUCUUUCCUCGAUCUACAAAAGAGCCCUCAAGAGUAACGUCAUCAAUCACGUGUCCGCCCACCAGAUCAUGACCAUGGCCAACGAGGAGAGUGAAAUCAUCUUUCACAUUGUUGAUUCGAGUGUCCAGCUGAUUGGGAUCGUAUUCGGGUUUGUGUUGGCCUUAAUCGCAGGUUUCGUACUGCUGCCGAUCUCUGGAGUUGUUCCGCUGCUUGGCGUGCUUCCACUCCUGCUGCUUCUGAUCAUAACCGGAAACAUUGCCAAGUCUUACUACCGAAAGUUUCUCGGUUUCGGAGCUCAGAAGCUGUCGACCGUUCAGAAGAUCUGUCUCAACUUCAAGAACAUCAAAUCACUGCAACUAGACUCAGUUCUGUUGAGUAGCUUCGUGGAACAGCUGAAUCGACAGUACCGAGCGCUGCAAUGGUGCAACGUGUACUCGACCAAGUUCUCCGGAGGGGUCACCUCGGCCAUUCUGAUCGGUGGCUUGUACUUGAUCUGGUGUGACACCAACAUCAAAACGGAAAGUACCGAAGUCUUGAUCUUGUUGCUGAUCUUUGGUCACCACGUGCAACGACUCAUGCUGGAUUUUUGCAACUCGAUCUACUACGUCCUGCAAGCUACGGCAUCGCUCGACAAGCUCAAACAGUCGUACCAACUGUCCACCCCGGACAAUGUCCGGCUGAAGCCCUCACGGGAGAAUCUGGUGAUCCAGAUCAACGAGGUGGAAGUGAAGUGGCCGGCGGCAAACGAUCGCGACAAAGGCUUCCUCAUGUAUUUGAACAAUUUUGACGUAGUGACUGGGCAGAACAUCGGAGUGACCGGAAACAGCGGCGGAGGCAAGACGACGCUGCUGCACUCGAUUCUUCGCAACACGGAAGUACGCAGUGGGAAGAUUCUUCAGCGUGGUAAGUUGGCGUACUUUCCUUCGCGACCCGUGCUCAUGAAUGCAAGCUUGAAGGAUAACGUUCUGUUUGGUGAGCCGUUGGACGCCCAAAGGUACUACUUUGCCAUCAACGCAAUGAAACUCAACGAGGACAUCCUGAAGGCGGCCGGCGUCGACGACAUUCCAAUUCCUUAUCUGGAACUGACCGUCCAGCAAAUGGAGAGGAUCGUUCUGGCUCGAGCCAUCUACUGCCACCGACAGAUCAUAAUGCUCGAUGAGCCACUGGAUCGCUUUGCCGAUCGUCACUUUGCCAAGGAGCUGUUCCUCCAGAUGCUGAACGCCUUCCGGCUGGACAAAAAGACGGUCAUCGUGGUGACUCAGUUCGACGAGCUGCUGCAGUACUGCGAUCGCGUCUUUCGAAUCGAAGACGGUUCCAUCUACCGGGAGGGAAGUUACGCCGAAAUCCUGAACAUGCCUUCGCACGUCGAGAUGACCCGACGAUGCAACAUUGAAUCUGUCAGUCGCGGCGGUGACCAGCAGCUGUACGAAGGAAGUGAUCCCGCGGCGCUGCACAUUGCCAAAAAUGCCAAAACAGACCGUCGAUCGCGUCGAUUCAGCGGAGGUGAAGAACCGUUGGAGAGUGGAAGUGAGGUGUUUGGCGUCAAGACUGCUAAGGUUGCUGUCCGGAGUUUCUCGGUUUGUGACUACGUCACGCUAGUGCUACUCCAUGCCAUCAACAAUUUGCUGUACUUUGGACCGAUCUUCACGCUGGUGGUCAUCGUUGAGCAAGGCGAUAUCCGGCCGUGGUUGAGCUCGAUUUGUCUGGCGGUAAUCCUGUGCACGUUUGUGGUAGACAACAUCGCCAAGGUCUACAUCGCGCGAGUCACGACCAAUCGGAACCGGUCCUACCAACAGUCCCUGCUGAAGGAACUGUUGAGCAGCUCGUUGACGUACCUUCAAUCGUCCAGCAUAUCCGACGUGAUCGACCUUUUCAGCGACACGAUUUCGGUAGGUUUCCAGCAGAUCGACAGCUGCAUCAACCACGGCCUGGUUGUUGUGUACUCUCUAGUGUUGCUUGUAAUAGCAAACUACUGGAUCGCCAUUGUCGGAGUGCUCCUCGUUGCGUUUGCCGUCGUGUUGAUCUGCUACCUUCGGUACAGCGUACGACAUCUCUACAGCCAUGAACAUCUCUCCAAAAGACGUAUGUUCUCAAUACUGACGAACCAUCUGGAAGGACGCGUCGUGACCCAGUCGUUUGACCACAUCCCCAAUUUUAUACAGGAGUUUUACAACAACGUCGAAGAGAACAGCACCGCCAUCUACAUGAACAAGUCGUUAAAGUUUUUCGCCGAGUUCUGGAUCAACUUCUGCGCCUACGUCCCCGGCUUGGUCACCCUGCUGUUGGUACUGUUGCUUACCCCGCAAUCGGAGCUGUCGAUCCAUCGGUAUGUUUUGGCCAUUUUCGCGUAUCUCGCACUCGUCCACGGGCUGGUUAAGUUUGUAGAAGCAGUGCUGUCGGCCAUCAUUGCCACCAAAAAGGUUGACGUCCUCCGAGGUCACAUCGAGGAUCUGCAAACCAUCCAAGAACCAGACCAGCCAGCGUCCCUCACCCGCUCAGACAUUGGAGUUUCGGUCGUCUUCCGGGACAUUGUGUAUCGCGUCGCAAACCGAAAGCUCCUUCGGAUUCCCAAGCUGAACAUCCAAGCCGGUGAAACGGUAGCACUGACCGGCACCGGUACCGGUCUCAUAGUGCCGCUACUUUGCCGGAUCAUCGACCCAAACCAGGGCACGGUCAGCUUGAACCAGAUCGACAUAGCCCGGCUGAGUACGGGCCAGCUCCGGCAGCAGAUCGGCGUAAUUUGCGCGAAUCCGUGCGUCGGAGACGACAUCACGAUCGGUCGGUUCCUCAACCCGGACGGCAGUGUUCCGGCGGAUCAGAUCAACGACGUGCUGAUCGAGGUCAAGCUGUUCGAGAGCGUUGCGAGGAUGCAGAACAAAAUCGACGAGAGCAUCGGCCGGCUGUCGCUCAAGGAUCGCCAGCUGCUGUGUCUGGCCAGGUGCUACUUGCGGAGACCUUCGCUACUAAUCGUGGAGCAGCCCCAUCCGGACGUGAACGAAAUCAUCGCCACGGUGGCGAAACGGAAGUUUGCCGAGCAAACCGUCAUCGUGCUGGCAUCGCACGAGGCCCAGUACCGAAAUUCGUGCGAGCGGGUCAUCGAUUUGAACGCGCUCUAGUAAGGGACUAGAUAAGGGACAUUUUUUCACAACUCUUUACAAAUGACAAAAGUGAGCGAGCGUGUGUUGUUUUUUUUCUCUAAAGUCAAAUACUUUUAUUUAUAUUCAAGGAAAAAGAACCACAAAUUGUUUACAAAUAAAUAAGAACAGUGAAAUAUAUGUAUUCAUGUAUAUCACGAA
Messenger RNA from Culex pipiens pallens (northern house mosquito), 4388 nucleotides. RefSeq names its product ATP-binding cassette sub-family C member 11-like. Gene Ontology annotation, biological process: transmembrane transport. Gene Ontology annotation, molecular function: ATP hydrolysis activity; ATP binding; ABC-type transporter activity. The transcript is spliced from 6 exons. Bases 192 to 4208 code for a protein of 1338 amino acids. Gene Ontology annotation, cellular component: membrane. The record is from RefSeq and is a predicted model, not a curated record. Lineage: Eukaryota; Metazoa; Arthropoda; Insecta; Diptera; Culicidae.